GCCCUCUUUCCGAGUCUGCCGCACGCCCUGGCUCUGCCCGCGCCUCCCAUUGACCAAACUCUCUACAUAUACGGCUCUGGCUCUGGCUUCAGCCAUCUAUAUUUUGAGCGUUUUUAGCAGUUAUUAAUUUAUCGUGUUCGGUCUCGUGUCGGCCGUCUCCUCGGUCUCCUCUUCACCACUGAUGGUCGCACGCACGUGUUUUUAACCUUUAACUCCAUGUGGUCCUGUGAUCUUGAGUCAAUCACUGCCGCCGCACACCUGAACGGGAAGCAGGCAAAAGGGGCGCCAACUCCCAGGGCCUUUUAGAUCAGGUGGCCGGCAUGGCCCUCAUCCUGAACUGUGUGAGCCGGCUUGAAGCUGCGGCGUGUCGACUGCCCAGGUUACUACACCUUGUGCGGAACGUCCCCACGCAGUGCAGCCACCGAUCCCUAUGGUGCUUAGAGCGUCGCAAGGCUUACGGGUUCUCCUACGUCGAGCUGGGCAAAAUUGUGCCGAGGUUGGGUGAGCCACCCGGGGGCUGUGUUGUGGCCAGGUUUUGCACCAAGGCCAAUGUGAAGCCGGACGUCAAGGCAGGCCUCCAAGAUGACUCUAGGGCAGACUUGCAGAGGCCACAGCUCAAAGACGAGCCCGAUGAGCCUGUCAAGUUGAAUGUUUUUCAGCGCUACAAGAAAAUGUUUAAGGAGUACUGGUACGUGAUGCUGCCGGUGCACAUUGCUACCUCCAUCGUCUGGUUUGGAUCCUUCUUCUACCUGGCCACAUGCGGGGUGGACGUAGUGCCCCUCCUGGAGUAUGUCGGCCUGCCGGAGACCGUUAUCAGUCCCCUGCGGAAAUCGGGACUGGGCUACAUUGCAGCGGCGUCAGCCAUGUACAAGCUGGCUACACCGGCACGCUACACGGUCACCUUGGGAGCCACGUCGGUCACCAUCCGUCUGCUGGUCAAGCGUGGCCUCAUCAAGCCCAUGCCUUCGAGCGACCAGCUGCGACAGAUGCUCAGGGACAAGAUGAAGCCCCAGUGAUGCCUCUCCUCGGGGCCAACAAAGCACCUGUACAUACGACGGCGCCCAGAGCUCGGCACAGCGGCUCGGCUCUGAGCCGUGGCACACGCUCUUGCUCCAUGGCCUGGCAACGAGCCAAGGGCAUCGAGAGUGGAAUCAAAUCCUGCAACUCCGAGAGCUUGACUGUAGACCAUUGUCCAAGUUUGUGCAUGCUCGAAACCAUCGUUAGUUGUCACUAAAUAAAUGGGCAUUGUUAGCUUU
Messenger RNA from Ixodes scapularis (black-legged tick), 1256 nucleotides. RefSeq lists its product as uncharacterized. Bases 321 to 1016 code for a protein of 231 amino acids. The transcript is spliced from 3 exons. Gene Ontology annotation, cellular component: mitochondrion. NCBI's taxonomy places the organism in Eukaryota, Metazoa, Arthropoda, Arachnida, Ixodida, Ixodidae. The record is from RefSeq and is a predicted model, not a curated record.